Messenger RNA from Aethalodelphis obliquidens (Pacific white-sided dolphin), 2642 nucleotides. RefSeq names its product proline and serine rich 3 (gene PROSER3). The record is from RefSeq and is a predicted model, not a curated record. NCBI's taxonomy places the organism in Eukaryota, Metazoa, Chordata, Mammalia, Artiodactyla, Delphinidae.
UGGAGGGACGGCGGUUAGAGAGGGCAUAGACGCCCUUAUUGCCCCUGCAACGGGAAAAGCCGUAGUUAGACUGAAAUCUGGAUGAGAUUUACGCAGCAAGAGGGGGAGUGGCCAGAAUACACGAGUACAGGAAAGCAAGAGUGCAUUGGAACCCCUCCUAACCGCGAGCCCAGUCUCAGCUCCUUUCAAUUGGUCCACGGACUUGCCAAUUACUGCAGCUCGCUACGGUUCUCCAAUUAAACAUGCUCUCUCAUUCACGUUACAGCCAACCAAUUGUGAGACACCUCCCUUUGGCCACCGUCCAAUUACUUUUAUUUUCCUAUCAUUCGUCGCCUUGGAGGCCGCUCUCUUCCCGCGCCUGCAGUCCCAGAGAGGGGCGGGGCUGAUAGGGCAUUGCUAAGCGACAAAGAUGCGCUCCGAGUGAGUCCGGUGACCGAGCAGAGCAGGCGGAAUCGGUGAGGUAGCUGCGGGAUGGACCGCAGCUUGCCAGUUUUCUCCACCCAAGACAGUACUUUGGGGGACGGCCCCCUGGGUCGAAGCCACUUGACCUGGCACCCCAAGACCCUGAGCUCAUCCAGGUCCCAGAGAUCCAGGCUCCCAGAGGCUCCCAGGGCUCUGGCCACAGGUCCCAAAUCCCCUGAGCUGUUUGAGGAGUCCUGGCCAUCCAGCUCAGGGACCUCUUCCCCACCCAGCACCACUGAGGGACAGAUGAGAGCCUCUCCACCACUCACCGUGACUGACAGCGGGGACUCUGUGGUGGCCAAGUACAUAAACCGGUUCCGACAGGCUCAGCCCACAAGCCGAGAGGAACGCGAGUCUGCAGGCCCAACCCCAGCUGACUUUUGGUGGCUGUGGCCUGAAUCACCAGACCCCAGCAGUCAGCUUGCAGCAGGAGCCAAUGAACCAGAAGGAAGACGCAACACAGCAGUCCCGACUCGUGCCAAGGUGGCCAGCGCAUCACAGACUAUGGCCCCCCUUCAGGAAAUAAAGCAGAGCCUCAACACGUGGAACUCAUCCCUGCUGGACUUGGAGACACUGAGCCUGCAAAGCAGAGCUGCCAGGCUGCUCAAACGCAGCAAGGCCUCCAUCUCUUCCUCCUCCUCCCUCAGCCCCAGCAAUGCCGGCAUCUCCUCAUUCCCCGUCAGCUCUGAUGGCCUCUCUCCCUUCUCCAUGACCUUCACUCAUGACUCCAGCAAGGGCUCUGAACCCAAGGCACGAGCAACCCCAGCACCUGCCCCCAUCCCUACUCCAACCCCAGUCUCCUCCCGGGCACCCCUGCGGCAAGAGGAUGACAUUCUGUACCAGUGGCGGCAGCGGCGGAAGCUUGAACAGGCUCGAGGAAGCCAGGGUGAUGGAACCUGGGUGCUGCCCCAGACCCCUGCCCUCACCCCUACGGUCCCUAUCCCCAUCUGUCUACAGACCUCUCCUGCCCCUGCGGAGACCCUUGGUUCCCUGGGAACCCAGCCUAACUGCAUCCCACUUUGGGGCAGUGUGGCUCCACCUGGUCCCCGGGAAGCCUUCCACUUGGAGAGGCCUCCUAUUCCCCCAGGGUUCUCUCCACAUAUCUUUUGGGGCCACAGCCCCCAUGGAUUCUUCUGGGCCCCGCAGCCCGGUCCCUGGGUAUCUCUUGGGGCCAUCCCUCCCACGGCCGCGGCCUCCACCCCAGCGCCCCCAGCCUCCACUCCUGCGCCUCCAGCCUCAACCACUGCGCCGUCUGCCUCCACUCCCGCGCCCCCUGCCGCCCCCCAGGGCCCGCCCACCCCUGCUCCAUGCAGCCCAGCCGAGCUCGAGAGGCAGAGCUCCAAGCCUCGAAGAAGCAGAGCCCAGCGCCGGGAGUCUGCUGGGCGAAUCACGGAAGCGGACGAGGGCCCUGGCGCGCAGCUCAGAGGCGCGCUGGGCCAAGUAGUGGCGGCUCGGCUGUUUCCGGACAGCCUGGAGGACACGCCCCCUCGCCAAGAGGGCCAGCCUCCACCCGAGGCUGAAUCUCAGAAAGUCAAGGCCACACGCCCUCAAACCGAGACUCGGUCCUCUCGUUCAGAGGUCACGGCCCCUCCAUCUGAAUCACGGUGUCCCCAGACAGAGACCCCGCAGGAUUGGUCUAAGGCCGAGUCUCGGAACGCCAAGGCCAUGCUCCCCCUAGUGGGAUCGGUGCCUAGGAAGGACAAAGACACUUUCUUGGCUGACGUCGGGUGUAAGCCGCCCAAGGUCCGGCCUCAUCCAGCCGAGGAGGCGGCCACUUGUGUUGAGGCCCCGCCCCGUCCGUUCAAGGAGGGGGCUCUUGAAGUUGUGGUCACGCCCUCAUCCGCUGAUGGCCACGCCCCCUCAGAGGACGUCCUCUCCCAGGCUGCCAGACUUCUGCAGGCUGCGGAAGACUCCGACGGCAGCGAGUUCCAGGACGACCCUAUACUGCAGGUGCUAAGGGUUCAAAGGGCGGAGCUGCGGCGGCAGAAAAGGAAAGUAGAUGCCCAGAUAUCCCGCCUGCUGGGCCACACUGAAGACCCAGGGUCUUGGUCUCCUCCAGCCAGGUCGCCUCCCGGGUCCCCAAGGAUGCGGCUGAGGAGGGAAGGAGACUAUCUUGAGGCCAGACGACUUUGAAUUGUACAGAUUCUAUUUUUCCUAAUACAUUUUUUUUUUUCAGGUUA